Molecule: messenger RNA, 4596 nt
Organism: Erinaceus europaeus (western European hedgehog)
Lineage: Eukaryota; Metazoa; Chordata; Mammalia; Eulipotyphla; Erinaceidae
Gene: PDP1
Product: pyruvate dehydrogenase phosphatase catalytic subunit 1
Exons: 2
Coding region: 492-2282 (596 amino acids)
Biological process (GO): protein dephosphorylation
Molecular function (GO): protein serine/threonine phosphatase activity; cation binding
Source: RefSeq, a predicted model, not a curated record
GCGGGCGGGACGGUUCGGGGGAGCUGCUGGCGGCCUGUGUCUGGGGGGGCGGGACCCCGGCGUCCGCUGUCAGCGCCCGCAGCGGCGUGGGGACCCCGCGGGAGCUCGAGGAGGAGGUGCGGCGCGGCGCCUCCGCCCGAGGGGCCUCCUUUCCACACCCCGGGGGUCGGAGGUGACCCUGCAGCAGCGCGCGGGGAGGGGCGUGGCGUGGCGUGGCGGGCCGCGGGCGGAGGAUGCCGCUCUGCCCCAAGGGGCCGGUCCCCGCGCGCCUCUGCGGGAGUCCCGGCCCCCGCACGCUCGUCCGCCCGCCCCCUCGAACUGCGGCUCAGCCCCGGCCCCGCAGCGGCUGGGUGGGCUAGUUUGCUUGGUGUCUUCCUUCUCCCCACCCCUUUCGCCCCCCUUCAUCCUCCUGCCUCCUCCCAGCCCCAUUCACCGGGCUGAGCGCGACCUCGCCCCUCCUCCGCUCCCGCCUUCCACGCCUCCGCCCUCUAAUGAGCAUCUCCGCCUUGCUUUCGAUGGGCCGGUGCUGCUGUCGCUGCUGCUGCCCGCGCGGGUUGUGGAUGUUGUCGGCUCCGUGUUGUGAUGACAGGAGAAUGUGUGUGUGUCCCGGGCCCAGACGGAUUGGAAUCCCAGUCAGAAGUUCCAGUCUGCCACUUUUCUCUGAUGCCAUGCCAGCACCAACUCAACUGUUCUUCCCUUUGAUCCGUAACUGCGAACUGAGCAGAAUCUAUGGCACUGCCUGUUACUGCCACCACAAGCAUCUCUGCUGCUCACCCUCUUAUGUUCCCCAGAGUCGCUUGAGGUAUGCACCCCAUCUGGCAUAUGCCACCUUCUGCAGGCCAAAGGAGAACUGGUGGCAGUACACACAAGGAAGACGAUAUGCUUCUACACCACAGAAAUUUUACCUCACACCGCCACAAGUCAACAGCAUUCUGAAAGCAAAUGAGUACAGUUUCAAAGUGCCGGAAUUUGAUGGCAAAAAUGUCAGUUCCAUCCUUGGGUUUGACAGCAACCAACUACCUGCAAAUGCACCCAUUGAGGACCGGAGAAGCGCAGCAACCUGCUUACAGACCAGAGGGAUGCUUUUGGGGGUUUUUGAUGGCCAUGCAGGCUGUGCUUGUUCCCAGGCUGUCAGUGAAAGACUCUUUUAUUAUAUUGCUGUCUCUCUGUUACCCCAUGAGACUUUGCUUGAGAUUGAAAAUGCAGUGGAGAGUGGUCGGGCAUUACUACCUAUUCUCCAGUGGCACAAACAUCCUAAUGAUUACUUUAGUAAGGAGGCAUCCAAAUUGUACUUCAAUAGCUUGAGGACUUACUGGCAGGAACUGAUAGACCUCAACACUGGGGAGUCAGCAGAUAUUGAUGUUAAGGAGGCAUUGAUCAAUGCUUUCAAGAGGCUUGAUAAUGACAUCUCCUUGGAGGCUCAAGUCGGAGAUCCCAAUUCUUUCCUUAACUACUUGGUGCUUCGAGUAGCAUUUUCUGGGGCCACUGCUUGUGUGGCCCAUGUGGAUGGUGUGGACCUUCAUGUAGCCAACACUGGUGAUAGCAGAGCCAUGCUGGGUGUGCAGGAGGAGGAUGGCUCUUGGUCAGCAGUCACUCUUUCUAAUGACCACAAUGCUCAGAAUGAAAAAGAACUUGAACGACUGAAAUUGGAACAUCCAAAGAAUGAAGCCAAGAGUGUGGUGAAACAGGAUCGACUUCUUGGCCUGCUGAUGCCCUUUAGGGCUUUUGGAGAUGUUAAGUUCAAGUGGAGCAUUGACCUGCAAAAAAGAGUGAUAGAGUCUGGUCCAGACCAGUUGAAUGACAAUGAGUACACCAAGUUUAUCCCUCCUAAUUAUUACACACCUCCUUAUCUCACUGCAGAGCCAGAGGUAACUUACCACCGAUUAAGGCCACAAGAUAAAUUUCUGGUGUUGGCUACUGAUGGCUUGUGGGAAACAAUGCACAGGCAGGAUGUGGUUAGGAUUGUGGGUGAGUACCUAACGGGCAUGCAUCACCAACAACCAAUAGCCGUUGGUGGCUACAAGGUGACUCUGGGACAAAUGCAUGGCCUUUUAACAGAAAGGAGAGCCAAGAUGUCCUCAGUAUUUGAGGAUCAGAACGCAGCAACCCAUCUCAUUCGCCAUGCUGUGGGCAACAACGAGUUUGGAGCAGUAGAUCACGAGCGCCUGUCUAAAAUGCUCAGUCUUCCUGAAGAGCUUGCUCGGAUGUAUAGAGAUGACAUUACAAUCAUAGUUGUUCAGUUCAAUUCUCAUGUUGUGGGGGCAUAUCAAAACCAGGAAUAGUGAGUGGAUUAUACUCUGGAAGUGUGCAAAAAAUAGAUUUAAAGGGCAGAUUUUUUUUUUUUAAGAUACUAAUAUAGUAAACGUUUUUACUGAAUCUUUCUAGGUAUUUGCCUACUUGAUAUUCUAGAAAGUGAAAUUCUCCAAAUUAACUUAACUACAGAGUGGUAGGACCCCAAGAGUUUCAUUCCGCUUAGUUUGGAAAUCAUAGCCUGCACUUGAGGGCAAGCCAGUUCCUUAUUCACAUGUAUAGAAUGUGAUGACCUAUGACAUUCUCUAUGUGAGAAUGUCAGAAUGACCUGGCUCCUAGGAUCAUGAUUAGGCCUAGAGCAAGCAUCUUGCUGAACAUAUUCUCUUGGUAAAAAGGAAGGAAAAUCACUCUUCACACCUGCAGGCCCCUUUUGUCUUUAAAAUCCUAGUGCACACAAAAACCUUAUUUAUUGCAUGAUUUCCUAGAUAUACAAUCUAUGCAUUACACAGUGAUACUCAAAUCCAGAACUGUAAAGCCAUAUAUGACCGAGAACCAAGCAAUCAAAUUUGUGUUUGUAAUUAUCUGACUGGAAUGCUGCUUUUGUGGAAAAACAAAUUGUUCUUUUGCCCACCCCUGAUUACCUAAUUAGAAUUAAAGCAUUUUCUAUUUUACCACAUAGUUGAAGAAAAAAAAAAGGUUUUUAGUUUUACCUACUCAUAUGCUGGUAUUAAAGAAAAAAAAGAAAUUCUUUUUGUUUGUAUCAGUGAAAAUAUUUAAUUUGAAAUAAAAAUAUUCGGAAGAAAAAGCCUGAUAUACUCAACUGUUGUCAUCUGUAGUCACCAGCACAUUACCUUAUGCAAUCCCUAAGAGCUUAGCCGUUUCUAAAGGUGUGGGUAGACUCUGCUGGGAAAUCAUACUUCUAAUUUAGUAGGAAUAAGGAUUUUCAUUACUUUAUAAAAUAAAUAUCAAAUUCGGGAAUUAGUCUUAAUACUAGCUAGGGGUAUUUAGAUAAGAAGGGAGUUUUUGUUUUCCCCUUCUUAGGCAUAGGUCAAUUAAAUUAUUUGGUUUAAAAUUUACUAAAUGCUUUAAACAUAUAGCUUAUAAAUAGGAGUGUUAAGAUAUACACAUGAGAAAAUUUAAAAGGUAACUAUUGUGCAUGCCUGAUGCUUAAUAGAACACUUAGUGGCAUCAAGUGUCUGUGGCAGUCUCCAUGAUUAUAUGCAGUCCCUUCUAAUGCUGUAUCAAACUAAACUAAAAUAAAUAUGUUCAGAUUGGCUUUUGGGAGCUUAUUUGGCAUGCACCAAAUGGCAUUUUGUUUUUGUAUUUAAUGGUGAUCUGUGUACAACUGUGCAUAUAUUUUCAUCUCUUAUUCUAGCAUUACUGUUAAAAGAAUGCCAAUGGCUAUAUUUGAUAUUCAUGUAGAUUAUAACAAAACACAAUAAACUUUCCAUUAUAUAAUUAGUUGAGAAGUCUUGGGAGUUCUUUCAGGUUUUUAUAGAAUAUGAACCAAAUGUUACACCCCUUGGAUGGUGCACUGAAACAUUGUGGAAUUUGUUGAAAAACUUGUUCCUAUUGAAAAUAGACUCAGGAAGAUUGCAGCUCCAAAUACCAUAUAAUAUUUGUCUUCUAAAUACUCCCCCCUUUUUUUUUUUUUUUUUUUUUUUUGGGGAAUUGGCUUGGAACUUUUCUUCUAAGCAGUAUUUUGGAGGGUGAAAGGCUGUAUUGUAUAAUAAGUGUUUUAACAGAAACUUCAUUUUGUUUUUAAUAAAUACUAAAGCAUUUAAAGCCAAUUUUCAGGCAACUGUUUGAAUUUCUCUAGAGCCCCAUGACCGAAGAGUUCUAUAUUAUUUAGUGAAGUCUCAUCCCUAUAUAGUACAGUAUAUGUAGCCUAUUGUUAUUAUCAACGUAGUAAUUCUUACAAGAAAUUUUGACUGCAGUCUGAAAGCUAAUCUAUUCUUGAUAUAACUGACAAUGCAGGGUGGAGUUGACAUUGUAGAAAUGAAAAUUGAAUGUUAGAAAUCUGAAUGUAUGUCCACUUAAAGCAGUUGUGAUUGUAAGCGGUUGUCACUGUGAUGUGAUGUAUAGAGUUAAAAAAUAUGUAUAUGUUAACUUCCACGGUACUAAGUUUUUCUUAAACUUUAUAAAAUAUUUUAACUUUCUUUAUAUUGAUUUAUACUAUACCCAUAAUUUGUUAAAUACAAUUGUGGUAUACUACAAAGUAAUUGGAGAAAAACUGUCUUAUAAAAGAUUGGUUUGUAUGAAGACACGAAAAAUUUGUAAAUAACAGCACAGUGACUGGUCAGAAAAAUUCCCACACAAAUUAAAGCUUCAUAUCUUCUUUCUGAA